Pseudo-nitzschia multistriata is the source of this 3673-nucleotide messenger RNA. The record is from the annotation of a GenBank genome assembly. Lineage: Eukaryota; Bacillariophyta; Bacillariophyceae; Bacillariales; Bacillariaceae.
GUCAUGGAGUACAAAAAAUAACAGUGGUUGUUGUGCUUCGCCACAUCGUUCUGCACACGGUCUUCAAGAUCUAAUGCUGCCCUCAGAUUGACAAACGACGGUACCAGUUGUGAUUACGAGCGUGGACUAAAGAUAACAAAUACGUCACGCCGUCUAUUUAUUCAAGAGCGGUCCGAUUUCUAUUUUCCUGCUGAGACUUUUUUGAAACGAUGGCUAUGCAUUCCUUCACGAGGCUGCGAUCACCUCCUAGGAAGUUUUGCCGUUGCCACGUGCUGUCGCUAUCCAUAUUCCUUUGUAUAAUUAUAUCGCUCUCGCAGCAAUUAUGCGAAGGAAGGCUCAGCGGAAGAGAUGAAACGGAAAAUGUUGAAGACAUUGUGUACCCGAGAGGAGAUUUUCUUCCUCUAGCAUGCAAUGAAAGGUUAGAUGACGAUCCUUGUAUCACUCCCUGGUCCAGAGUCUUUGGAAACCAGCUAGUGUUCCCGACUGCCGUCGAAAUACCAUGUGGAAAAUGCGUUGUGAUGUAUCCCUUGAAAGAUAGACAACGGCUCACGUUUUCUGGUGGCUUGCGAGUUUUAGGAAAACUCGUUAUUCACUCAAAUGACAUCUUCACUACAUCUAUUCUAGUUCAUGGAGAGUUAGUGAUUGAGUCCCUAAAACCCAUCGACGGUGUUCCAGAUGUUUCAAUUACAUGGAUAGAUACAAAACCAAAUCGCACUCUUUUCUUCCAAUCACCAGAAGGCGGAGAUGAAUCUAACAGUAUUUGUGGGGGAUCAAGGGGUGCUUGUGGUAUGGGACGGAAACCUUUUGUCGUUGCUGGAGGGAAACUCAAUAUUCGUGGGCUUCCAUCGCCCUACAUGCCCACAUGGGUUCCACUUUACGACGUCGAUAGAAGGGUUAGCACGAGCGAGGACCCGUUGGUUUCGAUUCCUGCAAUAGAGGAUACAACGCACAAAUAUAAACCCCCGAAACCGGGUUGUCCAAAAGAUGACUCUCUCAUUCAUUAUGACUAUUUGGAUUCGGAUCUUUCGGACAUUUUCAAAGGUUCCUAUGGUUCAAUAUCUACGUUUACACUGAACGGCGGAUUAAAAGUUACAAACAGAAGUCACUCGCAGCACUGUCCAGUCAUCGAUCUCAACCACAUCAGAAGAUGUUUAGAACCAGAUAAACUAUACCUCAUGACAAUGAAAGUCCUGCUGACACGAGAUGGCAUUGUAGACGAGACUGAUUGCGCGAAGGGAAAAGGCGACGAUCAUUGUAUGUCGAUAUACCAAUCAAGAAUGUCGGCUAGAGGUAUUGGACGCACAACGUCGCUGUGGAAAGAAAGGGAGUCGUUUGGAAGUAUGCUUGGUGAGGAGACAACAAUUGCGGUUGACUUUAACUUUACGAGCAAACAACUUAGUGAAUCAAAUAUUUACGAGAUGAUACAGCUGAGAGGUCCGGGCCCAGGGGUUGAUAUGGAGCUAUUAGAGUUUACCUUAAGAGCUCCUCCGAAAGAAGCUUUUCCCAAAAAUGUGUGCGACGAUUUGGUUCCAACAAACGGCAAUGCGGAACUCCUUGGUUUGUCUCCGUAUCCCUUUCGAACAAACAAUGACGACACUUUUUUGUCAGUAGUGGCCGAAGGAAAUAAUAACUAUUUUGAAGUCACUGGGCGCAAAUUUGCGGCGAAAAAGGUUAAGAAGGGAAGAUCGGCAAACGCUGGUAUUACAUGGGAUAUUCCUCUAUCCUGCAUGAAUGCCCAUGCUAACUACACUUUUCAUGCCGAUGUGCGAAUGCGUUCUCUUGAUCCAGCUAGUUCGGAGUGGAAAAUGAAGGCAUAUUUUCCAGGAAAAAAAAGACCAACUAAGAUCGUAGUUGCAUCUUGCCCAAAAGGAAUGGGAACUUGGGUUGGCUGCGAUGGUGAAUUCCACGUUUCGGAGGACCUCGUCGAAGCCAAUCGUAUUGAAAUUUUUCUGGAAACCGAUGCUUCUUCGUGUGACGUUGACUACGAUGUCGACAACUUAUCGUUCAAACUCGUUGAACGUUCCGUAGAUCAUUUGAUCCUUCCGAAAUCGGUCGAGAAUCUUUGGAGUGUCGGUGCUGAAAUUAUGAUCACUUCUCACACUUCAGAAUGGAAUGGGCAUAGUACACGAAGAAUAAGUUCAAUUGAAAAUCACGAUGAAGAUGGAUAUGUCAGUGUUGGCUUGAACGAGGCUAUUGAUGGUCCACUUACUGUGGGUUCACAUCCUUUUUACGCAACCGAGGUUGCUUUACUAUCACGAAACAUUGUAUUCAGCGGGGAAGGUGGGGCACACCUAACAGUACUGAAAACGCCAGGUCAGGAUCAAAUAAUUCAAGGUGUAGAUUUUAAUGGAUUUGGGGAAGAGGGUGUUCAUCGAUCAUAUCCGAUUUAUUUUGACUCUUGCAACAAUAAUCCAAACUCAAUUGUGUCCAAAAACACUAUUCGUGAGUCAAACCAACGGUGUAUUGUCAUUGACGAAACCAAUAAUAUGCUUAUUGAAGGGAAUAUUGCAUUUGGAAAUAAAGGACAUUGUUUUGUGGUUCAAACAGGAACGGAGGUUGGAAAUGUCUUCAAGUCCAACCUGGGUGCAUUCUGCCAAAAGUCAAAACUGUUACUGUCGGCACGUAAUAACAAGAAAGAAGAGACCGAUGACACGCCGGCUACCUUUUGGAUAGGAAGCCCAUCAAACCAUUGGAUCGGCAAUGUCGCGUCUGGUUCAGAAGGCUCUGGUUUCUGGAUUCAGCCGAAGAACCAUCGUCAAACAGGCUUUGCGGGAAGUUCUCAUAUCUUGUCUUUGACUGAAUUCAGGGACAAUGUUGCUCACAGUACGGAUGAAGAGUCAUUGAAAAUUACCGGAUACAGCCCUACUCAAAUGGCUUCUAUCAAGAAUUUCAGAUCCUACUUGACCAACAAAGGGCACUUCGUUGUCUCGAGAAGCUCCAACAUCGCUGCGGAAAAAACCAUGCUGGACACCCCAAUAGAAUCAGAAUAUUUUCCGAUGAUAGGUACAACUAUAGUUCCAAUAGAGGGAGGGGAGGAAUAUCUUAUUGAGGAAGAUACUGAGGAAGGUUCAUUUCAUCAUAUCUCUUCGAACCCAACAGAUGUAUUUAACUUACAAUCAAGUCCAAGUUUAUUGGAGUGAAAUACCACAUUGAAAGUAUGGGAUUCAUAACAGUCAAUGUAAGACUUCCAUGUAAAAUUGUUACAAAUGAUGAAUAGUGUGCUAUGCUACCAUUCUUAGAUCUGCUGUCACUAUUCUGCUUGUAGCAUUGAGGAAAUAAAAAAAAAACAUCAAGUUAUAUUUAACCUGGUUAACUAGAAGAGGUGAAAGCAAGGACCAUAGCUUCUCAGAAGAAGGGUGCCUCUACUACUACUAGUUGUUCCAAGGGGAAGUAUUGGGAAUAUUCAUACUUGUAUUAUUUUUAUCCAGAACUUGUCCUACUAGAAAAUACCUAGAAUUCAGAAAAAAAAUCCAGCAAGACAGAGAUUUUUCAAUUGUGACAUUUGUCAAUCAAUCAUGACAUUUUUAUUAUUUGAUUCUUGUAGAUCAUGACAUUUUUAUUUUUUGAAUCUUGUAUGGAGUAAUCUUAAAUCUAGUAGCCCUGUGAUUCCAUUUUAUGACUUCUCUCCUGUGACUGUGCUUGAUCCAGUUGUUAAUCAAAAUUUACCUAAUGA